GGAAGUUUCAUGCGACAUCGCAUCAGCUAACCAACAAAUUAACAAAUGCAGCUUACAGGUUGCUGAUAUCAAUGCAUUAGAAUCUGACGAAUUGUAUAACUGCCGCUCAAUAGCCGUAGUUAUUAUGAGGCUCUUAGUAACGUUGGCCACACUAAGAAACAAGGAUUCCAGCUGGAAUAUUGGGGAGCCAGGAACAGUCCUACUUCAAUGUGUAUUUCUUUGCUUCCUCAUUACGCUCGGUUCCCGGUUGAUCGAAUAUUUCCUUUUCGAGUGUAGUACUAAGGCAUUAAUAUCCCGCAAGCCAUAGCCUUACGACAGAUAAUAUGGAUUGGACGAAUGGAGAAGCAUGCUUUAACGAUAACGACUUUGGUAAUUUCAAGUAUAAGCCAAGCCAAUUCAAGAUCGUCAGGAAACUACAAUCAGACCAGGGACUAGUAUGCUGGAACAUUGAAUCCGCUGAAGACUUGAAGGAAUGGAUCGAACAGAAUCAGAUGUUAAUUCCUUGUGCCUAUGAGUAUGGAACGUUCGCCAUCAUCUUUAGUCGUUGCAGCGACUCAAAUCACUCGUUUCCAUCAUACCUCCCAGUCUCCAGGUAUGGGUUCAGUCAACUCACCAAAAUAUUUCACAUCCACCGCUCGAUAGUUAGAGCCAUUCGCCGGGAAAUUACGUAUUUUUCCCGUACGCAUCUUCACAAAGGGAAGACUGGAGGCAACAGAAUAGUAUAUACCGCGAGAAUGAGUUCGGCAUGGCCAGAUGAUAUUGCUCUAUCCUCGACAUAUUUAAGCCACAAGAAGCUUAACCUAUCAGUCUUCUAUGGGUGCAAUGAUGAGCAGUCGUCUGAUAUUGAGAGGCGUCUAGGAGAAGCUGGCGACGCUAUAUAUCACCCAAUGCUGACUCCUGGUAUACUCAUUGAACUCGACCGCAACCGUCUUGUGGAGCAAGUGGAGUCAGUUCUUGAUCCAUUCGUGGCGAGCAUAGAGGCACUCUGCUGUACUUCUAGGGAUCUUGAAAGUAUUUUAAAUAAAGACGGGGAAAGUACCGAUGAGCUACUAAGCCUAUACAGCGACACUAGCGAAUUGGCAAAGGGAAUUCGAAAGGUAAAACGGCAAAUAUCAGACAUGUGCAAGCACACCCAUGAGCUUGAGGCCAUAUUUGCGAUUACAAGAAGAAAGUGGAAAUCCCGUAGAAAACCAGACCUCGGGAAGAAAGACAGAGUUCAACUUGAUGGAUCUUUGAUGUCUUCAGAUAUUGAGACCCGGAUUCGCGAACGCUUAUUGGAGAUCAAGUCUGAGUAUGAUGAGAAGCUUGACGAAUGCCAGAUGGUUCUCGAUGGGUUGAACUUCACGACGCAGAUGGCAUCAGGCCAUGUCGCAAGACAUCAAACCUUUGCUAACACCCGCAUAUCUAUCGAAACGAAGCGUGAUAACGCACAGAUGCGUUCAAUUGCUCUAAUGACUAUGAUAUAUCUUCCAUUGACGUCGGUUGCUUCUAUUUUCUCCAUGGGCGUCUUCAACUGGGGGGCUGCCGAGGGACAGUCCGUACUGACGUUUUACUUUUGGGUAUACAUAGCUAUUGGAGGUGGCCUUACUAUCUUAACACUUGGGUUAUGGUGGUGGCUAACUCGGGGUGGUUCACAUACGAAGGAACAUCAUGAAGCAACUGAGGUGGCGAAAAUAGCUUGAACAUUCCUUAUUCGAGUUGUGAAAGGUGUAAUUCAGAUCGUGUCUCCAUGACUGCCUACUUACUUAGGUGCUUAAGGUGGUCUAACAUUGGGUAACCCUCGUUGCAAUCAGGUACUAAGGAUCGUGGGCUUGGAUAGGGGGCGGGGCUUGGAUCCAUUCUACGUUAAUCCGUGCGUGGCACGAGUAUCUACGAUAAUCAGUUCAAUUCAAUAUGGCC
Messenger RNA from Daldinia loculata, 1899 nucleotides. RefSeq lists its product as uncharacterized. Lineage: Eukaryota; Fungi; Ascomycota; Sordariomycetes; Xylariales; Hypoxylaceae. The coding region runs from base 324 to 1682 and encodes 452 amino acids. Gene Ontology annotation, cellular component: membrane. Gene Ontology annotation, biological process: metal ion transport; transmembrane transport. The record is from RefSeq and is a predicted model, not a curated record. The transcript is spliced from 7 exons. Gene Ontology annotation, molecular function: metal ion transmembrane transporter activity.